UCCACAACGCAAUCAACAUCAUCGUCAACAACAGCUGUCACUCCCACCAGCACUGCGAGCAGUACAUCAGUCGCUGCAUCAACAACCACAACAACAACAGUACCAUCUACGUCUGUUCAACCAGUGACCACGUCUACAGCUGGUUCAACAAGUACAACAGGACGUGCAACUACAGUGAGCUCUGCUGUACCAUCCACAGCCCAAUCAACAGUAUCUUCAACAGGAGUGGUCACUUCCACAAGUACCACGAGCAGUACGUCAACAACAACAGCAGCAGCUUCUACAUCUGUAGAACCAUCAACUGAACCAGCAGUGACCACCUCUACUGCUGGUACAACAACUACAACAGCAUCCGUAACCACAACGAGCUCUGCUGUACCAUCCACAGCGCAAUCAGCAUCAACGUCAGCAACAGCUGUCACUCCCACAAGCACAGCGAGCAGUACAUCAGUCGCUGCAUCAACAACCACAACAACAGUACCAUCUACGUCUGUUCAACUAGUGACCACGUCUACAGCUGGUUCAACAAGUACAACAGGACCCACAACUACAGUGAACUCUGCUGUACCAUCCACAGCCCAAUCAACAGUAUCUUCAACAGGAGUGGUCACUUCCACAAGUACCGCGAGCAGUACAUUAGUCGCUGAGGUACCAACAGGAACAACUCCUACAUCUGUACAACCAUCAACUGAACAAGCAGUGACCACCUCUAUCGCUGGUUCAACAACUACAACAGCAUCCGUAACCACAACGAGCUCUACUGUACCAUCCACAGCGCAAUCAACAUCAACGUCAGCCACAGCUGUCACUCCCACCGGCACUGCAAGCAGUACAUCAGUCACUGCAUCAACCACCCCAACAGCAGCACCAUCUACGUCUGUUCAACCAGUGAUCACGUCUACAGCUGGUUCAACAAAUGCAACAGCACCCACAACUACAGUGAACUCUGCUGUACCAUCCACAGCCCAAUCAACAGCAUCUUCAACAGGAGUGGUCACUUCCACAAGUACUGCAAGCAGUUCAUUAGUCGCUGAGGUACCAACAGGAACAACUCCUACAUCUGUACAACCAUCAACUGAACAAGCAGUGACCACCUCUAUCGCUGGUUCAACAACUACAACAGCAUCCGUAACCACAACGAGCUCUACUGUACCAUCCACAGCGCAAUCAACAUCAACGUCAGCAACAGCUGUCACUCCCACCGGCACUGCAAGCAGUACAUCAGUCACUGCAUCAACCACCCCAACAGCAGCACCAUCUACAUCUGUUCAACCAGUGAUCAUGUCUACAGCUGGUUCAACAAAUGCAACAGCACCCACAACUACAGUGAACUCUACUGUACCAUCCACAGCCCAAUCAACAGUAUCUUCAACAGGAGUGGUCACUUCCACAAGUACCGCGAGCAGUUCAUUAGUCGCUGAGGUACCAACAGGAACAACUCCUACAUCUGUACAACCAGCGAACACAUUUACAGCUGCCUCAACAAACACAACAGCCCCGAAAACAACAGUGAUCUCUGCUGUACCAUCCACAGCACAAUCAAUCACAUCUUCAUCGACAGUCGUCACUUCCAAAAGCCCGGCGAGCAGUACUGAAGCGCCUUCUACACCAACGGCUUCUACGCCAACAGCCCAAACAAGCAGAGUCACCAGCACUGUCCAGGGAACAAAUACGUCUACAAGUGUCACAACUGUGGCAGGGUCACCGACCACGGAAACAUCAAUACCCACGUCCACAAAUCAGACAGUAACAAGUGCUACAGCAGGCAUAGAGGAACCUCCCAUUGGGGUAGUAACACAACCUACCAACCAAGGAUCUGCACCCCGUAACUUUAACGUGACCUUUAGUGUACUGAACCGCCCAUUCACAACAGAUCUACAAAAUCAGAGUUCCCAACUGUACAUCUCAGAAUCACGCAGCGUUGUCGAUCAGCUCAACAAUCUGUACAACAAGAGCAGCGUCAAUACAACAUUUCAAAGUUGUCAGAUUCUAGCUUUCAGGCGUGCGGAUGAUAGCAACACGACAGUAGAGGCAAGUUGUACUUUCAAAGCGACUGGCGCCACUCAGGAUGUGAACAGAGUUCUUCUGUACAAUGUAUUCCGAAACAACACUGAAAACAUCUCGACCUUGGGAACGUAUACACUGGACAGCAACAGCCUCUACGUCAAUGGUUACCAUGAAGGAAUUGCAUCAACCACACCAGCUGUCGUCACACAAGCUCCAAACCUGAAACCGAAUCCCCUCGAUUUCAAUGUGACCUUCAUUAUCACAAACUUGUCUUAUACAAACGAACUACAAGAUCCCAUCUCUGCGCCAUUCAUUUCUACAUCCAGCAAAAUUGUACUGGCGCUCAACAGUGCAUUUAAUCACAGCAAAGCCAAUGCCACAUUCAGCAGUUGUAGAAUUGGUUCUUUAAGUCUGGCAAAUGGAGGGAAAACCGAAGUGUACGCACUGUGUUCUUUCAAGAAUGAAUCCACCGCUCAGAACGUUGAUAGAGUCACUUUGUACCAGGAGUUCAGAGACAACACCAACAGCAUCUCCAGUUUAGGAGAAUUUUCACUGGGCAGCAACAGCCUCUACAUCAAUGAUUAUCAUGAGCCCACACCUUUGACCACGAUUGCCCCAGUUGUAGUUACACAGGCUCCAGUUGGGGGAUUGAAUCUUAUCGACUUCAAUGUUACCUUCAUUGUAACUAACUUGGCGCACGUAAAUGAACUGCAGAAUACCAAUUCUUCACUGUACAUCUCUGCAUCCCAGAUAAUCGUUUACCAGCUUAACCAGGUGUUUGAAGGCAGCAGUAUCAAUGCAACGUUCACAAGUUGCAGAAUUGGCUCUCUAAGCCCAAACAAAGGCAACAUGAAAUUGUACGCAAUCUGUUCCUUCAAAAACAUCUCUUCUGAUCAGAACAUUGCUCGCAUCGUCUUGUAUCAGAAGUUCAAAAACAGCACCAACAACUUAUCCACCUUUGGAAUAUAUUCAAUGGACAACAACAGCCUCUACGUCAAUGAUUACCAUGAAGCACCGCCUUAUAUCACUGAAGCUCCCAUAGUAAUCGUAACUCAAAAUCCAAACCAGGCAACAAAGCCCAUUAAUUUCAAUGUUACCUUCACCCUAACAAAUCUGACAUACAAAGCGGAUUUGGAAAAUGUCAGUUCCCCAGAGUAUAUCUCUGCAUCAAGCAAUGUUGUAAAUUCGCUCAACAAUCUAUAUGGCAAGGGCAAGCUGAAAAAAACAUUCACCAAAUGUAAUCUGGUAUCGUUCAGGUCUGCGGAGAACACCAAUACGAAAGUUGAAGCAGUCUGUUCUUUCAAAGAUAAGCCAACAGUCCCGGAUGUCAAUAAAGUUGCUCUAUACAAUGAGUACAGAGACAACACCAACCAAAUCACUGCAUUAGGCUCAUAUUCACUGAACAGCAACAGCCUCUACGUGAAUGGUUACCACCCACUGCAAACAACGCGAGCUCCAACUACCACCACCGUACCUCCAGUCAUACCAGGAAUCCAAGAUGGGGACCUGACAUUUGAAGUGCUCUUUACUGUAAUAAACAGAAAUUACACUGAAGCCCUCAACAAUCCGGACUCCCCAGAAUAUCAGGCUUUAUCGAACAAUGUUACCAGAAUGCUUUCGAGAUUAUAUCAAAACAGCAGCUUAAAGGACAGCUACAGAAUCUGCGAGGUCACAGGAUUGAGAUUGGGAUCCAUUGUAGUCAGCUGCAAUUGCUACUUUAAUCCCAAAGCUAAUCUGGAGCCGGUGCUGUCAAAGGACGUCCAAUCCAUAUUUGAUGUUGGAACUAACGGCACAGAAUUGCUUGAAGGGACCUAUCAGCUCAGGCCAAACAGUUUGGUUGUGGAGCCCAAACCACCAGUUUCCUCUGGUAAAACUGAAAUACCAUACUGGGCCAUAAUCCUCAUCGUCCUGGCCAUAUUGAUUGCUCUGUUUCUGCUUUUCUUGAUAAUCUUACUGCUUAUUUUCUGUCUGAAGAAGAACAAAUCUGGCUCCUACAACAUAAUGCAGGAUCCUUUAGGAACCUACUUCGCCCAUAAGAAAUAUUACUGAAAGCUCUGUGAACAAACAUUAUGCAAAAGGAAACCUAACCAUGGAGACAAAUGAAGAAUACGAUGCUUCAAAUCAAUGUUAUAUUUAUAUCUACAAACUUGAAAACUUAAGCUACCUUUAAUUUCCUUGAAGCUACAGAUUUUUUCAUUUUUGCAUGCACUGCUUUUUAACAUCCAUCAAAGAUAAUUUGAGGUGAAAUUCCACCCGGGUAUAGAUUUCCUCUAUUUAGGUUGCAGUUCAGAAUUUAGCAAAAUUACUAAUUUCAGCCUUAACUUUGAAAUUGGUUUUCUGAAGUUCUUAAAAGAACACAAACAAAACCUACUUGCUUAAACAUUAAGGGCAUUUCAAUAGAGUGAAAUAAAUGCAUGGAUUAUAAUAAUAAUAAUGAUUAUUA
Messenger RNA from Callorhinchus milii (elephant shark), 4450 nucleotides. Its product is annotated as mucin-16-like. The transcript is spliced from 30 exons. Bases 1282 to 4056 code for a protein of 924 amino acids. The record is from RefSeq and is a predicted model, not a curated record. NCBI's taxonomy places the organism in Eukaryota, Metazoa, Chordata, Chondrichthyes, Chimaeriformes, Callorhinchidae.